CGUGGCAGCAGCGCGAGUCCUGGAGCAGCCUCAGGAGCAGCGGGAGCGCGAGGCUUUGAGCAGUCGCAGUCGCAGUAGCUGCAGCAACGGUAGCGCAAGCCUCUGAGCAGUCGCAGCAGCAGCGGUAGUGCGAGGCUCUGAGCAGUCGCAGCGGUAGCGGCGUGAGACCCGGAGGUGCAGUAGGAGCGCAACACGCGGAGGAGCAGCGGGAGCGCGAGCAACAUGGGGAUCGUCCUCACCACUCUCUUUCAAAGGCUGUUCGGCAAGAAGCAAGUCAGGAUAUUAAUGGUUGGUUUGGAUGCUGCUGGUAAAACCACCAUCUUAUACAAACUGAAGUUAGGUGAAAUUGUAACAACUAUUCCAACUAUUGGAUUCAAUGUUGAAACAGUGGAAUACAAAAAUGUAAGUUUCACUGUGUGGGAUGUUGGUGGCCAAGACAAAAUUAGACCGUUGUGGAGGCACUAUUUCCAGAAUACCCAGGGUCUUAUUUUUGUGGUAGAUAGCAAUGACCGAGAGAGAAUUCAGGAAGCAUCAGCAGAGCUGCACAAAAUGAUUCAAGAAGAUGAAUUGAGAGAUGCUGUUCUACUGGUAUUUGCCAACAAACAGGACCUGCCAAAUGCCUUGACCGUCAGUGAAAUGACAGAUAAAUUAGGACUUCAGGGCUUCCAUAACAGAAUUUGGUAUGUUCAGGCUACUUGUGCUACACAAGGAACUGGCUUAUAUGAAGGUCUUGACUGGCUGUCUUCUGAACUAUCAAAAUCCUAGACCGAUGCCACAAUUUAAUUUGACAAGAUGUUUUAUUUAACAGGAGGCACGUUUGGUAAUAUUGGUCUAGGCUUGUUAACUAGUUUUCAUCUCUCAAAUAUUGUGAUUUAUGAAGUUGAUUUUUUUUUGGCAGCACAGCUUGAUUUUGAACUCUUCUUGCGAAUGUUUGUCGUAGGUUUCAUAAAUUGGUGGAAGAUUAAACCAUUAAUUCACAGUUAUCUUAUUGAGUGUAUUUCUUCCAUUUUAUCUCCCAAUUGAAGCCAAUAUAGAUCCUAACUUGCAUAAUAGCUGAAGAAUUAAAUCCAAAUACAUUUGAGCCCAAAUAAACAAUUGUUUCAGAAAUUUUACCUUGCCCUUUUUCAGAGUUUUGUGAUACCAUGGGCCAAUCCAAAACACAGAAUCUGUUGAAGAAAUAUUUCUGUACCAUUCCAUUUUGUGAAAAUGGGGUGUCGGUUCUUUUUUUAUUUGACUAUUAUUGAACAUGCCUCCUGACUGGAUCAAACAAGGGUUGGUAGGGCAUGGGUAAGGAACUAGAUUUUGGAGUUAGAGCAAAUUGUCCAUUGUGGGGAGAAAAGCAUCAGAUGCACAGAAAUUGCCUGGUUUAUAUACUGUGUCUCUGAAUAAAAAUUAAGUCUUGCUGAUUGUAACUUUUAUGGCCCCUCCCUGAGCAACCCCAUCCAGUGGUGUAUUUUUGAAACCACUUCAGAGGUCCUUCAGCCUCCUCUUUGUGGUGCUGUAGAUCUUUGAAGUGGUUUUGUUACCUCUGUUGACUGGUUUAAUGCAAGGUUAUUUGUUAAAAAUAAUAGAAGGGUUAUGGUUUUUCUUUUGUUGGUAGACACCUGUUCUUUGCAACAUAGCCAGUUUCAGUGGACCACAUCCAUCCCCCAUUCUGCAUACUUGAUACUGCAAACUCUAAAUGUUCCUUUCUUCCUUUUUCACAAAAGAAGCAAUGGGUUGUGCACCCCAUUGCAAUGUAAACUUCAUAACACUACUAAAGGAUCCAGUCCUUAAGUAUGCAUGCACUCAUGUUGGCAUUUCUAUCCACAUAGGUAAGAUCAGAUUGUCUUUCUAGUAUGUUGAAAGUUGUAACCUUUUUUAAAUGUUGCAUGUUGUUUUUUGGUAUCAGUGUGCUGUUAUUCAUUGUAAUAUAGUUAUUGUUUGUUUGUUUAUUCGUCUACGGAUGGGCAAGUCUUCAUGAAACUGGAAGAUUUGGGAACAUCAAAAUUCCAAUAAUGAAAGGUGUCUACGUAAUCCAUUUGACAUAAUUCUGAUGAAAUUAAAUAAACUUUAUAGAAAUA
Molecule: messenger RNA, 2063 nt
Organism: Carcharodon carcharias (great white shark)
Lineage: Eukaryota; Metazoa; Chordata; Chondrichthyes; Lamniformes; Lamnidae
Product: ADP-ribosylation factor 4
Exons: 6
Coding region: 223-765 (180 amino acids)
Biological process (GO): intracellular protein transport; vesicle-mediated transport
Cellular component (GO): cytoplasm; plasma membrane
Molecular function (GO): GTPase activity; GTP binding
Source: RefSeq, a predicted model, not a curated record